GCGGUAUCGGCCGUAGCUGGGUCAGCACUCAGGUGCAUCCCAGUGGAAGCUGGGCGCUGGGCGAUCGUCGAGCAACGUUGCCGGUGCGGAUCGAUGUUACCGGAUGAAUGGGCCAACCGGGAGCCUGCGGCGACGAGGGGGGGCUCGAUCCUGAGCUCUGGCAACAUAUCCGCGAGUGUCCUUGUCCAUGCGACCAUAUGGGUUAUGGAAAUUUUUUAGAUUAUCAGCAAAUCCCUCCAUGUCCUCCACGCUACCCCCCGGCCCCACUCUACGCCAGAGACGAGACAUCGUUCGACUCCGUGCUGCCGCAACACUAUCAACCACCACGUUUCGGCAGAACAGAUCGUCGUCAUCAGUAUCAUGACGUCAUAGUACGCGACUACCAUCCGCACCAUCGUGCACCACGUGACCUUUAUUAUCCUUCCUACGAGUACGAUUCGUGUUCGUGUAGUAGCGGAAGUGACACCAACAGAAAUAACCUCCGUGGUCCAUGGUGCAUUUGCUUGGUGGUAUGUGUCGUCAUCGCAACCCUCACUGCCGGUUUAGGACUGCCCUUAGCUUUAGGACCUCACGACGUAGGACUUUUGUCACCAGAAGAACGUUUAGAACUAGUUAGGAAAUUAUUAAAAGACACUCCUCUGAUCGACGGGCACAACGAUUUGCCCUGGAAUCUGCGCAAAUUUUUAGCAAAUCAACUCAACGGUUUGGACUUGAACAAGAUUACUUCGGAAGAACCGUGGACGUCGAGUAGAUGGUCACAUACAGACCUUCCUAGAUUAAUCCAAGGAGGUGUUGGUGCUCAAUUUUGGUCAGCAUACGUACCUUGUAAGUCACAGCACAAGGACGCUGUCCAAAUAACUCUAGAACAAAUCGAUGCAAUCAGACGUUUGGUCCACCACGAACACCAGCAUUUAGAAAUGGCCAAAAACGUACAAGAUAUUCGUAGUGUUCACAAGCAAGGCAAAAUUGCCUCGCUUAUUGGCGUGGAAGGUGGCCACGCUUUAGGUAAUAGUCUAGCAGUACUGCGAAUGUUUUAUAACUUGGGAGCAAGGUACUUAACAAUAACUCAUUCUUGUGAUACCGCUUGGGCUACCGGUCAAGAUACUACGACCAGGCAAGGACUCAGCGAUUUUGGUGAAAUAGUGGUCAAGGAAAUGAACAGAUUAGGAAUGAUUGUCGAUCUCUCCCACUCUUCAGUAUACACCGCUAUGUCAGCGAUCAACGUUUCGACCGCCCCGGUCAUCUUCAGCCACUCAGCCUCCUACACUUUGUGCAAUUCAUCCAGGAACGUUCCAGACGACGUCAUCAAGCUGGUUGCCAACAAGGGAGGCAUUGUAAUGGUAAACUUCUAUGCCUACCAUGUCGCUUGUAGCGUCAAUGCUUCAAUGAUGGACGUUAUACGACACAUAAAUCAUAUAAGGAAAGUGGCUGGAAUCGAACAUGUUGGUAUUGGUGCAGGUUAUGAUGGUAUCAACGUCACGCCAUCGGGUUUGGAUGACGUAUCACGUUACCCCUACCUUUUUGCGGAACUUUUAGCGGAUCCUGAUUGGUCGGAGCAAGACAUUCGAUUAUUAGCAGGCCUGAAUUUCCUCAGGGUUUUCCAAAAAGUCGAAGAAGUCAGAGACCAAUUUGCUAAGCUCGAAAUGCAACCGUUCGAAGAGCUGGGACCCAGAAAGGAAGUCGAGGAGUGUAUUUCGAAGAAUUCUUGACGAAAGCUUUGGAGUUUGAUCUUGAUGCUGGGUCUUAUUGAAGUCGGUUCAAAGUGCCAAUUUUUUCUUUUUUGCUUGAAAAUUACUUCAAAUUAGAUCAGAGGUGUUUUAUAUCUUUUUUGUUAUGUGAUAGAUAUACAUUUUAUAUAGACAGCCUUUACAAAACUUGAUGGCAGAAAAAGUAUACCUAUAGAUUUUUUUUUUAAAUUAGAAUGACAAAUUUAUAUGUACCUAUUCGUAGUGUGUUACGUGUUAUUUUUUACCCUGUACUUUUUCAGAUUCGGAUAAUAAUUAAUCAUUAAAUGAAAUCAAUUGUGUGACGUGACUGAUCUCACACAGUUUUUUGAUACAACAAAAGAUACCUUUUUUGGAUGUAUUUGUACACCGAGUUGAUGUUUUAAACACUUUUUUUUUAGGCUUUUUAUAGGAUGUUAAGAAGAAGGUGUUUUUAUCGGAGAAAUUAUGAUAUAUAGUUUUUUCAGAUAGUAUAAUGAUAGAAAGUAUAAUAAAUGUUAUAAAGAACAAUAUUAGGAAUUUUUAC
Ceutorhynchus assimilis (cabbage seed weevil) is the source of this 2250-nucleotide messenger RNA. The record is from the annotation of a GenBank genome assembly. Lineage: Eukaryota; Metazoa; Arthropoda; Insecta; Coleoptera; Curculionidae.